CAUAAUGCAUGUAUGACUAUCGUUUGCAACUUCAUUUGGUUUUCAGUAUGAUUUCAGAAGUGUAAGUUACAAAUCGUGAUUUUACGGUCGUAUUAAUUAUGGAAAAACUUAAGAUCGUGCUCAUAUCUGUGAUAAUUGCUGUCAUUCUCUGCCAAGAAGUAUUGACAGGAGGUAUACCGGAUAUUGGUUAUGGGCGGAAUAGCGGAGCAGGCCAGAAUAUCAGUCCACGAAAACGAAGCGAACAACAUGAGACAUAUGUAACGAAGCGAAAACGAGAAGCCAACAUCGGCAUGACGGUGAACGGUGAAAAUGAACAGCCUGCUUCUGAAGAUGCUACAAGAAUCAUCGAAAUGAUCAGUACAUUCAUAUAUUCACUACCAAAUGUGAUUGAAGCAGUAAUAUCUCAUAAGAACCGUCAUGAAAGGAGUGAAGCGACAGAUCUAGCCAAAAAUGACGAUUUACUUCGACGCAACACAAGUUUUCAACUACUAUUUACGGCAUUCGACGUGAUAGAGUUUAUACAAAGCAGUGUAAAGAAUCUUGAACAGGCAGGGAUCAUAGAAACGCCGGUCAUAGAUGCUGCAGUUAACGUCAUAAGUGACAUAUUAAAUUUUGGUAGUAACGAUGAAUUUUGUGACGUAGUCUGCAAUAUAACAGACGUAUUUGAAAGCGUAUUUCAUGUUAUAGUAGAAAAACUUCAGGAUCUUGAACAGGCAGAAAUUACAGGCUUCACCGUAAUUAUAAACUCUCUACAAGACGGAGUUGAUAUCGUGAUUAAGAUAUUAAAUUCUAUCAAAGACAACAUUUUUCAAAAUCUCAUCAGUGAUGUAAUAAAUCUUAUGGUAGCCGGAUACAAGAAUCUUGAACGUACAGCAGUUACAGACAUAACCAAAAUAAUAUCUAUUCUACAGGACGCACGUAAUAUCAUAAAUAAGAAAAUAAAUUCCAGCAAUAUCGGAGAUAUUUAUAAAUUUUCCACCGAUAUAAUUAACGUUAUACGAGGUGAUUUUAAGAAUUCUGAACAGGGAGGAAUUAUAGAUCAAACAAAUCUCAAAAUGUUUCUACAAGAUGCGGCUAAUGUUGGGAGUAAGACAAACUGUGCCAUUAGCAGUUACGUCGACAAUCUCGCCAGAAUUAUAACAAACAAUUUCAAACGCGCGUAUAUUGCUGUACCAAACGAACUAACGGAUCUUAUAGCAGGAUGAAAUCAAACCGAAAUAAAGGCGACUCUACACGGCAUAGUCAGUAAUACAAUUCUUUUUUAAUUAUAAAAAAAUAAUAUAGAGACAAUGGAUCUCUUUAAUUAAAAUUCAGGAUAUCAUCUUACUUUAUAGUAGUAGAAACGCUCUGAUUCGAACCAACAGGAUUUGACACAAACCCGAAAAAUGUCCCAUCCACCGCCAAAUCAUCACAAUUUAUUUCCCCAAGUUCCAAAGAAAUGUCACCACCAUCUGCUUCUAGAUCGUCAAAAUGAACGCAGAUUAGGCCUAUAUCAAGAGAUACGCCCACAAAAGAGCUGAAUUCAAUCAUGUAUAUAUGACGAUGUCCCUUUCUAUAAACUUCAUUUCUCACUUAUACGUAUCAAAUAAAACGAAAAAGAUAUUUUCAGUUGCAUCGUAUAAUUGUGUGCAACUUUUAACUCGUACACAAAUGCCGAAAACAGAAUAAGUCUGAGAAUAAGAACAAUAUCUGAGGUAACUACAAUUAUAUAAGUUGGAAUGGGUAAAAUUACAAUGCGAGGAACUUUGUUUGAUUUUGUUAUAGAGUUCUUCAUAUACUUUAAACUCAGGAUGUUAUGAUGAUGCAGACACGUGUGAUGCUCAAGAAAACGAAAAAGUCUGUAAAUAAGCCGUUACUAAGGUAGCAAUAAACUAAAUCAGUAUGGAGGUUAAAAGACAGACUUCAAGAAAGCGUAUGAGUAAAGAGAGAAGUUCUUUCCAACAUUUUGCUUAUGUACCUUUUGACAAGACACUAAAAUGUAUUGGUAGUUUUAAGUCAUGUAAAGAUGCCUAUAACUACAGUAAAAUAUAACGCUUCUGAAUCUCAUACGAGGAUAUUUCGCUAUCAAAUUGUGGUAACCUAAGCCCUGCGAUGCAAACGAUAAGACGUUAAGUUUUAGAUACAAUCACAAGCCCCUAAAUCUGUACAAUUUAAAAAUAUUUUUCAGAACUAAAUUUGGAAACGAAAACAUACCGAAACAAUUAAAAAUUUUCACACAUAUUAAAAGCGUUUAACAGUUGGCAAGUCCGAUUUACUUGUACGUGCUCAGAAUAAAUAAAUAUUACCAUACAAGUAGACCUAUCUAAGCCGGAAACAUUUUAUCGUAAAUACGUCAAAACAUUACUGGGCCCACACAUUUCUCAUGCAGACAUAUGUUCGUUGUUAUUCCACAUUCUGAAGCUAUACGUCCACGUUUACUGACUUCCUCAACAGUCCCAAAAUGGACACAAUCAAGAUUGGGAUAAUAAUGGUGAUAAUAUUAUUGAGUUUGCAAUUGCAAAUGGUGGCAAACCUUCCAACAUAUCUUCCCGAAGUCAAACAUGAAGAAUUCUCCGCCACGGAAAAACAAAAUUCUACUACUUCACUACAGAUUACCGGAAGUUUUCAUUCCGAAAGUAAACUAUAUACGGUAGACAAGGUACAUAAUGUAACCGAGAAAAAUCAGAUUGUGGCCAGUGAUAAGAGUGAGACAACGCCGAACUCGGACGACAGACAAUGGCGUUCAAUUGGCAGCCAGCGCGAAAAUGUUGAACACAAUCGAAAUAAAGCAACCGGAAGAAGAUUCUGUUUUACUGAUCAGAUCACAUUUAACUGUACCAAUUUGGAUCCAAACUGCGGUUACAUAACAAGUGAUCACAUAGCAACUCACUGCUGUGAACCGUUAGUCCUCAUAGUCGUCGCAAAGACUCCCAGAAAUCCUGACGUACGCACGGCAGAUACUAAUAAUUUACAACCAGGUGGAGGCAACAGCUCCAAAAAAACAGUAAAUUAUGGACAAGGCUGGAAAAAUUCUGUCCACUUUCAUAUUUCUUUCGGUCCUAUACGCAGCGUACAGUGAUUACUUGACAACGGAGCAAAUAGGUACGUUGUUAUGCGUGGAUGAAAUCGCAAGCCACCACUUCACACAAGGGCAGCCUCUAGUGAUCUCGAUGCCAAGCGUUUCACCAGAAUUUUCAUAUCGCACCUUGAAUCACAGAUAUUCUGCAGGUAUCGAAUUUAAAUUAGUUGAUCAACUGUUGAAGAACACACACUCAAGAACCAGGUGGCCUUUGCUGACCUCUCAGCCAAACAUCGAAAUUCUAGACACCAAGAUGACAUAUAAACAUGAAAGCUACAUUAUAUUACUGUGGGCGGAUGAUAAAGAGGAAAACAUUCUAAGAACCUUACAAGAUCAGUUGGACCACAUGUCGGGAUAUGCAGAUUCUUGGAAUCUCCGCGGAAGGUUCCUUGUCGUGGUGACACAAUUCGGAACACAAUCCCCGAAGACUAUUGCGAUGAACAUCACAGAAAUAUUGUGGCAGUACAAGAUCUCCAAUAGCCUGAUAAUGACACCGAGUGAAUUACAGUUUAACCCUGCCACGAAUAAAUCUGAAUAUAUUUUCGAUUUGUACACUUGGUUCCCGUAUGAGUCAGGACAAUGCGGAACAUUAAACGAUAUCGUUCUUUUAGAACGAUGCGCUUUGGGGAAGGACAGAAACACUUCGCUAUACCCUUCUAAAAUCCCAGAAAAUAUGCACGGGUGUCCUAUCAGGGUUUUCACUUUCGCAAGCAAACCAAACGUAAUAUUAACAGUUAAACACGAUAAGGAAGAUAACAGUAGCAUAUACGAAUACUCAGGUGUUGAAAUUGAAUAUCUCAAACUUUUGGCUGAGGCGAUUA
Zootermopsis nevadensis is the source of this 3879-nucleotide messenger RNA. Lineage: Eukaryota; Metazoa; Arthropoda; Insecta; Blattodea; Termopsidae. The record is from RefSeq and is a predicted model, not a curated record.